GUACGUGGACGAGAUGCAGAUCGCCACGGUUAUCGGAUCAUUCCUGCUACUACUAACCUUUACCAAUGAAGAUGUUGCAUGCCAGACAUCAUCUUUGAAACCGCUAUCAACUUCCUCGUCUUCCCCGAUGAUUUCUUCAAGUUCACAGCGGCCUUAUCGACGUCCUACAAGGAGGCCUUUUAAUCAAGAAACUGCCCUUCGCAGACACGUGGUAAAAAAUGGGAAAAUCCAAUCAUCUAAUGUGCCACCCACUCCAAUGUUCAGUAACAUAACAGAGGUCACGCUUCGUCUGCUAGCCCAUGGAAUCUCCCGUAUCGAAGGGAUCCCCCAUCAAUUGCAUCUGGACGGUCUCGUCUGUUUGGAAUGGCACAAUAUGGCCUUAAUAUGGGCAGAAGCAGCCUACAAGAAUGUGGAUCGAAUUCCAGCCUAUUACUGGGAAAUUUGGACGCCGCGUCUGAUAUACUAUUACCGAAAUGGAGGGUCGCAGAGGCAUACCAAUUCGAGAAAAUGGGUCACUGUUAAAGCGAGCGGAAUGUGUGAAUGGUGUUAUCCCGUACGUAUUGUUUUUAACUGCGAACAAGUUGAAUUCAGAAGCAGCCUAUGUAAGGCGUACCUACGGCUCUUCGGAUAUCCUGACGCUCAAAUCAAGUUUAAAACAAGGGGCAGCCCGGUGCUCACGCAGCGCUUAGAGCUUCCGGAUCUCAAAAUCAACACUUUGAGCUACCAGAAUACCUACAACAGCUCCAUAGUGCCUGCUAUGAUUAGUGACGAACUAUCCCUAGUAAUGACAACAGUCGAGGGUCACCCUUUGGAUUUCGCCACCUUGACGUGGCCUAUGAUGUGUAUUGUGAUAGCCACAUUGCUGGCUGGUAGUGCUUGUGCCAAUGGAAAUAGCAAGACAAGAAAUAUCUGCAGAGUUAACCUACAUUCCGGAUUCACUGAUCGCUACCCGAUCUGCAUGAGCGAUUUUUUCAAUUUGUUCUCGUUGCGCGUGUGGAUCGGUCUGUUUACUGGAAUUGUCUGUUGCUUUUCUCUGGGCGAUUACCGCGAACCAAUGAGGCUGGCCAAUGCGCCAUUUCUUUCGUGGUUGCUCGCCUUACUUGGAUCACUCGGCAUCAUCUUGCUAGGGAAGAAGAUAUACGUAUCGAUACAAUUUCAUCUCCAUUAACGGCCGAUAAAAACUUACGUACACUUAUUUGAUAACAAGGUCUACGUAUCGCGCCUGUCUUCGCAGUCGUAGGCGUCGUUCUUCGAACACGGAUACAAUGAUAGAUACUAUAGAACGUGUAGUAGCUUUAGCAUCAUGCUGUAAAGAAGAAGAUUAGUUUUGAAACUGAAGGAGUGAAAUGCAUCUUUUUUCCUUUAGCUGGAACGAGCACAGGCGAAUAAUAGAGAUAAAGAAAGAGACCAAUCUUUUGGGAAGCUUGAAAACGAUCUAAAUGGUUUUUUGGUUUAGACGAUAGGUACUUCAACAUGUACAGAGUAAUCCAGUUUCUUCAUGGUGUAAAAGUAAUUCGAUUUGCUAGUAAUCAUAGUAUAGGCGUGUCACGACAAAAGAUUUGUGUUGGCCUUGGCGACUUUAUGAUUUGGCCAAAUGUUGUUUCGUCGGUGAAAGCGUAUCUAAUUAUUGAGUUACGCUUCAAUGAUAUCUACGCAACAAAAGGUAGAAUCGUCAAGGUUCACUUCACCGUAAGCUGGCUCUAUUCAUCGAACAAUGUUUAUGUCCUAAACCGAUGUUCUCAAGACAUUUUUGGGCGGGACAUUAACAGCAGAAACGACCAGGCAAACUUUACAUGAUUUAUGAUGCAUCCUAACCGAUCGUAAGUUAAUGUUGUUAUAAAAAUAGAUGAUGAUUCGUAUUUACUUAGCUAAAGCAAGUAUUAGCUGGUCACAAACUAAACGGACUCAAGUGACUGGCACAGCAAAUGCCCGUAUAGAAGGCAAGACAUUCGAACGGUAUAGUAGAACCGUCUAAUUUUUAAAACUUAUAUAGAUAUUUAGUUGGAUUAUUUCAUAAAAACUCAUGUGAUAACGUAACUAUUCUAUGAUGAAGGAUGAAAUGAAUGAGCUAUGGACGUUCAUAGAACGUUAGAAACGUCGACACUCAUAGCUGUGCUUCAAGUUAACGGUGUUGCACAAAGCUCUCAUGAUCCUAAUCCUUUUACUAAGGAGGCAUUUCGUAUGAGCUCCAAGAAUACAUUGUAGAAUUUCAAAUGAUAAAAAAUAACUAGAAAAACGUGUCUGUGCACAGUGAGAACUUUAUAGCUUAUCAAACGAUUAUUCCAUUUCAAAGGUAGGUCAAAAAUUUCGAAGCUUUAAAGCUCUAUUGAACGGCUUUCGUUACGUCGAUGAAUGUUAUGUUUGGGUAUAUUAUAAUCAAGUCACUUUGAAGCACUAGGGUUCCUCUCGUGCACUUCAGUCCAAUACGAGUAAAAAGUACCAUCAAACUUGGUGUUAGUGUCCAAACGCAAGGUAGUAUUCUGUGCAGCAAAACGACGAGAACUACUUUAUGGAGUAAGAAAAUAGGCUUUAACCGGUGUAUAUUGUUCAACACGUUCGCCUAGAAAACUAGAAAAGCGAAUAAAUAAUCUUGCAUAACCUGGAAAAUAAUAAUAAUAAUUUAAUAACCUGAAAAAUUGACUGGGCGGGCAAGAAAAGCAAGAAGUAACUGAAUGCGAAGGAGUUUUCAGUUGAGGUGUCGUACCGACAAGGAGUGUGGGACUCGAAUCAUGAGGCAAUUUUGGUACUAAUAAAAUAGCCCUUUCAGAUCCCACUUUCUUUAACGUAUCGGAGAACAACAAAACAUUGCCCACGUUUUAAAAUUGCCUUAGUUGUGAAAUGUCAGAUAGCCUAAAAAAUAACCAACCAAAUUAAAGCACUCUAAUUGACAUCCUCUCCUGAAAAAAUGCUACUUAUUCCAAGUGGCAGAUUUGAGACCUUUUUCCGUAAAAAAAAAAAAAGAAAAAAAAAGAAAAAAAACGUUAAAGCAGAACCGAGAUCUCAAUUCGAAAUCGAUCCCGUUUAGUUAUUACUCCAUGUUUUAAAAAUAUUGAUGAAUAUCGCUUUCUAGAAUAUUGUACUCUACCUCGACCGAUUUCGAAAUCAAUCAAAGACAAAAGAACCCAAACCGACCUUCGUAUACAAAGAGACAUAAGGGGUAGGAACUAAUUCGCAAAUACAAAUAUAGGUAGUA
This is a messenger RNA of Varroa destructor (honeybee mite), 3193 nucleotides long. RefSeq lists its product as uncharacterized. The record is from RefSeq and is a predicted model, not a curated record. Gene Ontology annotation, biological process: monoatomic ion transport. Gene Ontology annotation, cellular component: membrane. Gene Ontology annotation, molecular function: extracellular ligand-gated monoatomic ion channel activity. Lineage: Eukaryota; Metazoa; Arthropoda; Arachnida; Mesostigmata; Varroidae.